AUGGUUUAGGCCUUUAUUCUUUUUAUAAUCGCAAUUAUUCAAAUCAAUAAUUGUUAACAAAUCGACAAAUAAAGUUAGAAUUUGUAGAGCGAUUCAAUGAUGACAAUCCUCAUAUAUGGAGAGGGGACUAAUCAAGAUCUUUAGUCCAACAUUGGAAGUGCUUUGCUACAGAAUUAUCCUAACUAUGAGAUUUUAGUGGCAGUGUCGAGCUAAUAAACUAUUGAUCAAAUUCAGCAAUAUGUUGAGCAGAACUAUACCUAAUAAAAGCACAUAAAAAUCAAGUAUAUUGCUCAUAUAGAGGCAAAUGACUUUGUGGGUAUCAUUAAGGACUUUAUUGAUCAAAUAAAUGGAGAGUUCAUAGUCUUAUCUCACAUCUUAACUCAAAGUAAGCCUGAGAGACUACAAAUUGUUUCUUAAAUGGCAAAAAGUCAAAACUUUUAGGCACUUUUGUCAGAUAUAUCAAUAUAUGAAAAUGAAGGGGGAUGGUUUCCAACUUGCAAUAGGGGCUUAAUUUAAAGAGAAUAUAAAAGAGGUCUUGACUAUCUACUGUUUACUAAAUAUCCAAAGUUUGAAUUUCAAAUGAUUUUAAGGAAAUCCUACUUUUAAAUAAUUUCACAACAUUCAAAGCAUCUCAAUAGAUUCGAUUUUUUGAACUCAAUGAUUUCUAUAUAAGAACCCAUUGAGAUCAAUCAUUACUUAGUCAACAUCUCAGUAUCAAAUUAUCGGUACAAGUAUACAAGUGACUAUAUUCUCAUUUCGCAGAAAGAUAGAAUCAAGUUUUAGCAUUAUAAUAGAUACCUAUAGAGCAAAUACUAGUAAAAGGUUAAUAAAUAUCCAAGUCAAUAUCCACUUGUCUCAAUUGCUAUGGCAAGUUAUAACAGGGAUCACCUUUUGAUCUAAGCUGUCAAUAGUAUAAUAGAAUAGACCUACACUAACUGGGAGCUUCAUAUUGUUGAUGAUGGCUCUCAUAACUUACUUACCUUACAAAUUCUUUAGUUUUUGCAAAGUAUUCCAAGAAUAAGAGUUUCGUAUCUUUAUACAAACUAGCAAUGCACAUUUGCCCACAAUUAUGCAAUCUCUUACAUAAAAGGAGAAUUCUUUACUGUGUUUGAUGAUGACGAUAUUAUGUUAUCUGAUAGAAUAGAAAAGUAGUUGAAUUACUUAAUUUAUAAUAAAGAGUUAGACCUAGUAGGCGCAAAAAAUCAAGAAUAUGAUCCAGCAGGCACAUAUACUUGGGCCUAAAAUAGAAAUUUAUUAAAUUACUGGGAUGUAAAAAUAUCCUUGGCAACUUAAAAUAUAUUCACUCAUGGUACUGUACUCGUGAGAAUGAGUGAUAAAAUGAAAAAGCAUUUUUAUUAUGAACACACCAGCUAAUCAGAUUAUAGAUAAUGGCUUAAACUACUCUAUGAACUAGAGCAUGAAAAUAUCAAAAUGGGAUUUUAUGACGCCUAAGUAUAAGGUGUGAGAUCACAUUUCAAAAAACUUUCGCACUAUCACAAAAUAGCUAAUGAUCACAAGUCUACUUGGAUCCCUGUGAAAUAAUUAGAAGCUUUUUAAAAGUUAAGUCCAUCAUUGUUAGACCAUACUGACUUUUAAUGCUUAAGUUAAACUAUGAACGAUAUAAUUAACAAAAGAAUGCCUAUUAGAACAUGCGAAGGCUUCAAUAUUGAAAAUGUUUAAGAGUUAAUUCUUUCUCAUUAUGGCACAAAGCCAAGUCAAACUCCUUAAGAUUUAAUCGUAUUAACUGAUACUCUAAAAAGCUAUGUAGAAUUUUACAACUAAGCAUAGAUCAAAGGUUAAGUUUAAAUUAAGCCAGAUAGUAAGAAAAGAAUUUUUGCUUGCAUUUAUUUUGAUCAAAAGACUGAUAUCAUAUAAAACUAGAUUGAAUAAUUAAAAGGGCAUGUAGAUCAGUUUAUUAUUUUAUCAAUGGCGUCACUAACAUAAGAAAAAUCUUAAUCUAGCAAAUAAUUUUAGCAAUAAAUAAAGCAGAUAAUCGAAAAUAAAUACAAAACUAAAGUAAUUGAUGUAAAUGUAGAUCAAAAUAAACUUCUUGAGGACUAAUUGAUAAAAAGAUUAAAGGAACUAGGGGCUUAAGAUGAUGAUUAUGUUUUGAUAUUGAGUUAAGGAGAAUUUAUCAAUACUUAAGAGCUCAAGAAAUUUGAAAAGUUAAGAAUGCAUGUUGGUGUUUUUGGCUUGAGAUAAUUGAAUGAGACUCAGCAUUUCAAAAAAGGAAAAAUCAUAAACUUUAGGCUUUUGAAAGAAAAAGGAUUUCGGUGGAUAAGAAAUUUUGAGAUAGCUCCAGAAAUUCACAAAAAUAUGGAUGGACAGUCAGCAUGUUUAGAAUAGUCUAAAAUAGGAUAAUAAGAACUAAUUUCUAGUUAAAAGUUUGAUACAAUCUAGCAUGACACUGGAUUCGUAAAUGUCAACACAAUUCAUAACGGAGGCUACAUUUUAGAAACUAUGUCCAAACAAAUGUGGAAUUCCUUACCAUGA
Messenger RNA from Stylonychia lemnae, 2493 nucleotides. NCBI's taxonomy places the organism in Eukaryota, Ciliophora, Spirotrichea, Sporadotrichida, Oxytrichidae. The record is from the annotation of a GenBank genome assembly.